Messenger RNA from Durio zibethinus, 1418 nucleotides. Its product is annotated as NAD(P)-binding Rossmann-fold superfamily protein. NCBI's taxonomy places the organism in Eukaryota, Viridiplantae, Streptophyta, Magnoliopsida, Malvales, Malvaceae. The record is from RefSeq and is a predicted model, not a curated record.
ACAAUAAGUGUAGUCCGUGGGCUAGGAAGAAAAACCCAAAGGUCCAUUACGUGGCACAAACAAUGUGUGCUAUAUAUUUCUUCCUUCUAGCUAUACUGCUGCCUUGCUGCUUUGAGAUUCUAAGCUUAAGCUGCUGCACCAUCAUGAAGGAAACACUAAGGUACUUGGCUGGCAUUGCAGGUCCAAGUGGUUAUGGCUCAAAAUCAACUGCUGAACAAGUUGCAGAGAAUUGUUCUUGCUUGGUAGACCCUCAGCAUCUAACUGCUAUAAUCACAGGGGCCACGUCGGGCAUUGGAGCCGAGACAGCGAGAGUGCUGGCAAAGAGAGGAGUGAGAGUUGUGAUACCAGCCAGAGAUCUGAAGAAGGCAGCUGAAUUGAAGGAGGGAAUUCAAAGGGAGAAUCCAAAUGCUGAGAUUAUUUUAUCUGAGAUUGAUCUCAGCUCUUUGGCCUCUGUGAAGAGAUUCUGUACUGAGUUCCUGGCCCUAGGACUCCCCCUUAACAUCCUCAUAAACAAUGCUGGCAUAUUCUCUCAGAAUUUGGAGUUCUCUGAGGACAAAAUUGAGAUGACAUUUGCAACAAAUUACUUGGGACAUUAUUUAUUGACAGAAAUGUUGCUAGAAAGAAUGAUAGAAACAGCAGAGCAGACAGGCAUCCAAGGAAGAAUCAUAAACCUUUCUUCUGUAAUUCACAGCUGGGUGAAAAGGGAGUGUUUCAGCUUCACACAAAUGCUGAACCCCAACAACUAUAAUGGCACACGUGCUUAUGCUCAAUCCAAACUGGCAAACAUAUUGCAUGCCAAAGAAAUAGCCAGACAGCUAAAGGCGAAACAUGCAAAAGUAACAAUCAAUGCAGUACAUCCAGGAAUUGUAAAGACUGGAAUUAUCAGAGCUCACAAGGGCUUUAUUACAGAUUCUAUUUUCUUUAUUGCAUCCAAGUUGCUGAAAUCUACCUCUCAGGGUGCAUCAACUAGCUGCUAUGUAGCACUAAGCCCACAAGCACAAGGGAUAAGUGGGAAAUACUUUGCAGACUGCAAUGAGACCAACUGCUCAGCCUUAGCCAAUGAUGAAUCUGAGGCACAGAGACUGUGGAGGCAGACCCGAGCUCUGAUCCAAAGAAGAUUGCAACAUCAAAUACCAUGUUAGAAUAUUCUAACUCAUGUUUACCCAAAAUAAACUUAGCUUAGGAAGAUUGUACAUAUAAGCAUUCUGUCUUGUAAAUGCACAAGACAUUUUACAGGUUUAUUUGGGUACCUAAUAAAGGGGGCUUUUGAAUCAACCCCCUAUUUGCCCAAUUAUAUGCUAUUUGGGUUGUAUUAUUUCAGCUUAUAUUUACUUAAUCACUAUUAAUAAAAUGUGACAAUCUUUUACAUGGCUUUCUUCCUGCUAUGGGUUGAAAGAGUAUUCUUAUUGUUUUGGACU